AUGAAGCGUAAGCAUGGGAAACCUCGACCCCAGGGCCGGGGCUGCAAGUACGGCUCCAAUGUGCACCGCAUCAAGAAUAUGUUCAUGCAAAUGGGUUCCCCUGGGGAAGAAGAGGAUCCGUCGAAGGCCAAAGACCAGUCCAUCCGACUCUCCCUCCCCAGAGCGAGCAGUCUGAAUGAGAAUGUGGAUCACAGCGCGCUGCUCAAACUCGGCGGGACUGUGUCAGAGCGAGUUAGCCGCUUCGAUGGUAGCAGCUCCCGUGGACCAACCACAAGCUCCUCCAAGCUACAGGAGACACGGAAGAUAUUUGAGCAGCGUCACCUGCAGGAGAAGCAGGCUGCGACUAAUCGAAUCCUGUUAAAGAAAGAGCGGGCAUCGGGCUUCCAAGACAGCCGUUUGGAUGUGGUGGUGCGCUUCAACGGCAGCACAGAGUCAUUGGACAGACUGGAUGCGGGGGACUGUCGCGCAGAUGCAGUAUCCCCAACAGUCAGCCAAUUGAGUGCAGUGUUUGAACGGGCCGACCAGCGCAACAACCUACUCCGACCGUCUUCAACCUCCCCGCUGCCUUCUACCCCGGCCAAGGUGGGAGGAAUCAGCGCCAAAGUUGUCACUAGAAAGACACGAGUCUCCCCUCCGACAGAGAACCAAGAGGAGGGAGCUCAGCGCAAUGACCAAGAGGCUGCACCUGGGAGUCCGAAGAGUAGAACAAGCAUCCAAGCUGAUGGACCCAAAGGCAAACCAUCCGAGGAUGUGGCUGCUGGUACAGAUUUAGAUAAGUCCAGGUCAGAAGAGGGUUCCAAACCAGAGGAGCAUGCAGCACCAGGAGCACCAGAUGCAGGGAGCAGACUGGUACAGGCGGAUGUUCACGCCUCUCUGGAAAAUGGAGAGGCCACCAACAGCCAUGAGCCCUCAGAACGAAAGGAGGAAAUUGGACAGGCCUGCGUCGAGGAGGAAUCCUACAGAGAGGAUAUCUCAGAAGCAGACCUGGUGGACAUCAGCGCGUAUAGCGGGAUCGGAGAGGACUCUGGUGGGAGUCAGCUGGAUGAAGAUGAGGAGGCUGAGGAUGAUGAUACUUAUGAACCAGAAUCCAGCUGUUCGGAAAUUCCUGGGCUGCCUGUGGAAGAUGAACCACCCCCCAGCAGGAAGAUUCGUUUCAGUACAAACUCCAUCAAGGUGUUCACCACAUACUCGAACGAGGACUACGACAGGCGUAAUGAUGAGGUUGACCCCAUGGCGGCUUCGGCCGAGUAUGAACUGGAGAAGAGGGUGGAGAGACUGGACCUUUUCCCCGUCGAGUUGGAGAAAGAUAAAGACGGAUUGGGAAUCAGCAUCAUCGGGAUGGGUGCCGGCGCAGACAUGGGCCUGGAAAAACUGGGAAUCUUCGUCAAAACAGUGACGGAAGGAGGAGCCGCCCACCGAGACGAAAGGAUCCAGGUGAAUGACCUGAUCGUGGAGGUGGACGGAACCAGCCUGGUGGGCGUGACCCAAAAUUUUGCUGCAUCGGUCCUCAGGAACACCAGCGGCACUGUCAAGUUUGUGAUUGGCCGGGAGAAGCCGGGGGAACAGAGUGAAGUGGCCCAGCUGAUCCAGCAGACACUGGAACAGGAGAGAUGGCAGAAAGAAAUGAUGGAGCAGCGCUACAACCCCUACAUGGAAGAGGAUGAAGAGACGGGUGAAUAUGCCACCGAUGAAGAGGAAGAGAUGAGCCCCAUGUUUCCUAAUGCCAUCGAGGUGUUUGACCUGGCAGAGAAUGAAGACAUGCUCUCUCCUGUGGAGAUGGACCCAGAGAAACUCGCACACAAGUUUAAGGAGCUCCAGAUAAAACAUGCUGUGACCCAGGCUGAGAUCCAGCAGCUCAAGAGGAAGCUGGCUCACGCUGAGCAGGAUAAGCUGCGCUGGCGGAUGGAGAGGGCUCAGUUGGAGCAGACGGUGAGAGAGAAUAAGGAGCGGAUGGAGAAGUUGGAGGGCUAUUGGAUGGAGGCUCAGAGCUUGUGCCAGGCGGUGGAUGAGCACCUGAAAGAGACGCAGACGCAGUACCAGGCGCUGGAGCGCAAGUACAGCAAAGCCAAACGCCUCAUCAAAGAGUACCAGCAGAAAGAGAUUGAGUAUUUGAAGAAGGAGACGGCCCAGCGCAGAGCACAAGAGGAGUCAGAGGCCAGCCACAAGGUGGAGACAGAAAAUCUCCAGGAGAAGAUUACUGACUUGGAGUCAAAGGUUGGCGCUCUGAAGAGCUUGGAGCCGUCGUAAACCUUCCUCUGUGGAAAUGACGGAGAGAACGACAGAAACGCCUUGAACUCCGCCCACUCUACCCUCCGACCACAUUUUCCCUCCAUGACCUGAAGAGCCUGAUGAACUACAGGAAACAUGCUGAGGGGAUGUUACCGGGGACAAAGAGGGGACAACACACACUGUACCAGACGCCUGAGGGACGUCUAGCCAUCAGGAGGCCCUUUUUAUAGUCAUUCAGUCAUGUUCUCCAUUUCUUUUUAAGCGCCCUUAAAGGUAUUAUGAGCCUCUCUGCUCUCGGCAGGAAUGUAGAACCUCUUCGUUAAUAAACGUUCACUCACAUGCUUGCAGGAGAAGAGCGAAGCGGUUGCCGGACAAAGACGGCACGGAUGCCCACACGCACCCUUAAUAUGUGUAGGAUGGGAGCGGGAGGCGGUCUGUAUAGCAGUGACUGACAAGAGGACUGUUUGUAUAUAUUCUGGCAUAUAUUUAAAUAUUAAAACCGCUUAAGCAAUGUACUGGGGGGAGGAGAAGGGGUAAGGGCUUUACUUUUCACAUCUAGGCAAAUAAUACAGUGAAAAUGAUCCAUUUUUGCAUGGCAAAAGAUAGUUUUUUAGGACUAAAUUGGAAAACAGGGUGUGAAAAGUGUAAUCUUGACAUUUAGAGUUAGCAUUCAGGGGCUUCUCAUGUUUGCUUUCUGUGUAAAAGACGUGCUAAUGGAAGUAGAAUGAAUAGGGGCUUAUGGGUGAGGUUUCUUCACAGGUUGUGCUUUAACUCCAGUGCUUGUGGUUAGUUGGUGCAGUGUGCCUCGGUCAACCCUGCAAUGUCGUCUGACUCUGUGGCGUGACAGAGUAAGACUUCUGCAUCAAUCAGAAAUAUGGCCUUGUUUUAUUGCUACCCAAAAGCUUUCACCAGCCCUCUUUGUUUAAGCAGACUUGUAGUGUGUUUACUCCAACGUAUUGGUCUCCGGGGGCCACAGUAAGUGCACUCAGAUUGCACUACAGAGAGUCCAGGAGAAACCUAAAGUUUUCUGCUUAAUUCCUCCUCUGUCUGAUGGACGUGGAUUGGUUCAGUAUUAGCAUGCCAUAUACUAUGAUGUGGAAUCUCCCUUUAGUUGGUUUGUGGUGUUAGAAGCCACUUUUGUCUUCGUUAUGUUGUCUUAAAUGUGUUUUUGUUUUUUAUUGUACUCCUGGGAAAACUGGAAUUUUGACACAGGAAUUUGAGACUUCAAUUAUAUGUCACCUUUUUCAACUCAAAUCCACAGAUGGCCCCAAGUUAGCAUGUUAGAGAUACCAAGCCUCAUUCAUAGGACACGAGCAGAAUUGAACUGUGAAAUAUUCGUAAAUCCACUCUUGGGGGCCAUUCACACAGAACCAAUAAAAAAAACAUGUCUCGAGAUCGUAGU
Messenger RNA from Sinocyclocheilus grahami, 3631 nucleotides. RefSeq names its product protein phosphatase 1, regulatory subunit 9Ba (gene ppp1r9ba). Bases 1 to 2247 code for a protein of 748 amino acids. The transcript has 11 exons. The record is from RefSeq and is a predicted model, not a curated record. Lineage: Eukaryota; Metazoa; Chordata; Actinopteri; Cypriniformes; Cyprinidae. Gene Ontology annotation, cellular component: cytoplasm; actin cytoskeleton; postsynaptic density. Gene Ontology annotation, molecular function: actin filament binding. Gene Ontology annotation, biological process: actin filament organization; calcium-mediated signaling; neuron projection development.